Messenger RNA from Trachymyrmex cornetzi, 1400 nucleotides. Its product is annotated as dehydrogenase/reductase SDR family protein 7-like. Bases 400 to 1362 code for a protein of 320 amino acids. The transcript is spliced from 6 exons. The record is from RefSeq and is a predicted model, not a curated record. Gene Ontology annotation, molecular function: oxidoreductase activity. Lineage: Eukaryota; Metazoa; Arthropoda; Insecta; Hymenoptera; Formicidae. Gene Ontology annotation, cellular component: membrane.
AAAGGGCAAUAAAAAAAGUAAAUCUGAGAUAUUUCCUUAGCUCUGCAUUUUAUUUUACACUUCUAUCUUCAAAGUGAGAUGGAUGGAUACAUAUAGGAGAUCUCAGAAGAAGGAAAACUGAUAUAAAGUGUAAAAAGUGCAAAUAAAAGGAUUAGGUCUCUUAUCGCAAAGCGGCAAACUUCGUUGUAUUUAUCUGAUGACAUAAGUUUCAAAGGUUAUAUUUCUGACUGACAUAAGCAAUAUUACUGUGCGAUUGUAGUUGUAAUAACUUUCUUAAGUAAUGGCAACCUUUGAUCAAGAAAUAAUUACACUCAUAGAUAAUAAUUGAUAAGCAGUUUAAUAAUUAAAUAUAUUACCGUUAAUUAAUUCUAUCAACAUUCGAUUGAAAUUCGUGUUAUCAUGAAAAACGAGAAGGAAGAAACAUUAGCAGGAUGGAAAAUUAUAUGGUGGUUAUUCAAAUUAUUCGGUUUUCCAAUCACCAUUCCUUGGUUGGUGUAUCAUUUUUAUGAUAUUAUGUUGCAAAAGCGGAAAAAAACAGCUUUUGUUAAUAAGGUUGUUAUGAUAACUGGCGCUAGUUCUGGCUUAGGAGAAGCUCUAGCUCACACAUUCUAUAGCUUAGGUUGCAGAAUUAUCUUGGUAUCUCGUAGAAAAGAGGAAUUAGAGAGAGUAAAGAACGAUUUGAUGAAUACUCAUCAAACAGUUCCAACGUAUCCACCUAUUGUUUUAUCAUUAGAUUUAACUGAUAUUAAUAAUUUGAAAAAUGAAGUGUCAAAAACUAUAAUGAUACAUGGCAGAAUUGACAUUCUAAUCAAUAAUGCUGGUAUUUCAUAUAGAGGAGAAGUUAUUGACACAAAUAUUGAUGUAGAUAUAAAAGUCAUGUUAUCGAAUUAUUUCUCUCAGGUUGCAUUAAGCAAAAUUGUUCUCCCAUACAUGAUAGAGCAAAAAUCUGGUCAUAUAAUAGGUAUAAGUAGUAUACAAGGGAGAAUCGCUAUUCCAUUUAGAUCUGCAUAUGCUGCAUCUAAGCAUGCAUUACAAGCUUGGUACGAUACUGCAAGAGCAGAGCUAUCUGAUAAAAAUAUAAAAUUCACAGUUGUCAAUCCAGGGUAUAUUAAAACAUCUCUUUCUCUUAAUGCCUUGACAGGAAACGGGCAAAUUUAUGGAAUAAUGGAUAAAACAACUGAAAGUGGUUUUCAACCAAAGUAUGUAGCUGAAUGUAUUUUAAAAUCUGUAUUGAAACAAGAAAAGGAAGUUACUGUUGCAUCGUUUUCUCCAAAGUGUGCUAUAGUACUUAGAACUCUGUGUCCUUCGCUUUAUUUCUGGAUUAUGCAAAAGCGUGCGAGAAAAUUAGUACGAGACAAAUAAUAUUAUUUUAAUUAGAUAUCACAAAUACGGAUUUUUUU